This is a messenger RNA of Trichomonas vaginalis G3, 552 nucleotides long. Its product is annotated as integrase core domain containing protein family. Bases 1 to 552 code for a protein of 183 amino acids. The transcript has a single exon. The record is from RefSeq and is a predicted model, not a curated record. NCBI's taxonomy places the organism in Eukaryota, Parabasalia, Trichomonadida, Trichomonadidae.
AUGAAACAUUUCAUCGAAGUUUACAAUUCCUCAACACAUUCUACAACAGGGCAUACACCAAAUUCAAUGACACAACAACAAGAAGAAAAGUAUAUACAAAAGAAACGAAGCCAAACACAAAAUAUCAGAAAUUCAACACAAUUUACCCUCAUUCCUGGUACAAAAGUUCGUGUAGUUCUUGACGACAAACCGUUGACAAAGAAACGUUUAAGGUUAAGUAGAAACUAUUAUAUAGUAGAUUCAACGCAAGGUAAUGGAUAUCUUAUAAAAGCUGCCGACGACUCUAUUGCGUUUUAUCCUCGUCAUAAGUUAGUUGAAAGUAGUAAUGGCAAACUUGCUGAAACCAUUGACGAAGCAAAGCGAGGAGUGGUUAUUGAAAUACUUGGCUACAACAUAAACGAUGACACUUAUAAAGUAAGAUAUGAAGGAGGCGUUGAAGAUGUUAUACCAUCUAAGAACUUGAGAGAGUCAAAGUCAACACAUCUGGGACCAUUAGAGCGGGAGUACUGGAAAGACAAAAAUAAGCCAGAAAGAAUAAGAAAAUUCUUCUAA